Molecule: messenger RNA, 2420 nt
Organism: Stegostoma tigrinum
Lineage: Eukaryota; Metazoa; Chordata; Chondrichthyes; Orectolobiformes; Stegostomatidae
Gene: uchl1
Product: ubiquitin carboxyl-terminal esterase L1 (ubiquitin thiolesterase)
Exons: 9
Coding region: 1-675 (224 amino acids)
Biological process (GO): ubiquitin-dependent protein catabolic process; protein deubiquitination
Cellular component (GO): cytoplasm
Molecular function (GO): cysteine-type deubiquitinase activity
Source: RefSeq, a predicted model, not a curated record
AUGGAGUGGAAACCGAUGGAAAUCAACCCUGAGAUGUUGAACAAAUGUUUGUCUCGUCUGGGUGUGGCAUCGAGCUGGAAGUUCGUGGAUGUCUUAGGUUUGGAAAAUGAAUCCCUCUCCAUGGUACCAUCGCCAGUGUGUGCUUUAAUGUUACUGUUUCCUAUAAGCCAGCAGCAUGAAUCAUACAGGGAGCGUCAAACAUCAGAACUGAGCGGAAAGGGUAUUGACUCAAAAAUCUACUUCGUGAAGCAGACCAUUUCAAAUUCAUGUGGAACAGUUGGUCUUAUCAACACCAUUGCUAACAAUCAAGAUAAACUUGACUUUGUGGAAGGCUCUAUAUUGAAAAAGUUUCUGAAUGAGACUAUGGACCUUUCAGCAGAAGAGAGAGCUAAGCAAUUGGAACAAAACAAGGAGAUUUGUGCUGCACAUGAUGCCACUGCAGAGGAGGGAGAGUGCCAGGUGCAUGAAGAUGGUACAAACUUCCACUUUAUAACUUUUGUUGGUGUCGAUGAGCACCUCUAUGAACUAGAUGGUAGAAUGCCAUUCCCCAUUGACCAUGGAGAAACUUCAAAUGAUCAACUCUUACAGGAUUCUGCAAAGAUAUGUAGACAAUUUAUGGAACGUGAUCAAGGAGAAGUUCGCUUCACUGCUGUGGCCCUCAGUAAAGCCUCUUGAAUGUCUGUCAAGUGCACAAAACAAUGUGAAUGUGCUGUUUUAAGCUUUCUGAAUGCUUUGCUUAACUUCUGUAUGGGUACUUUUUGAUCCUUUUGCACUUGUGUAGAAGCUUUAAUGGCUGGCAUUUCUGCACCUCUUCUAACUAUCUUGGAUAGUAGACCAGUGUUUGCUUUAGAAUAAAUUUUUUGGGUUGUAAUGUUCCAUUUGCUUAACAGUGUAAUUGUCAGUCAUUUCAAUGGCAAAGCAUUGUGCACCUUUUCUGACUAUAAAGGUUGGCUGCAGGGAUUUAUAGAAAGCUUGUUUAGUUCCACAUUGUGCCUAUUUUACAGCUACUCCUGCCAACACUGGCUGUGACCUGAAAUAAAAAAAAUUAAAGUAACACAAUGGUUCAAUGUCUAAUUCAGUAGAACUUUAAUCUGUGUAAGUACCUACACCAAGCUUUUGGCUGGCCAGGCAAGAUGAUUAGCAACUGCAUAGUUGACUUAAUCCUUUGGCACACCUGAAACUUACAACAUCAUUAAAAUGAGUUAUGCAUCUUGUUGAAAUCUCAAGCUACCCAAAGUUAACCCUUUAACCUAAGCCAUCAAAUUCACAACCUUUUAAUGCAUGAUUCUGAAAUUUAAAAUGGCUUGCAUUUCUUUGCCGGCUAGGCCAACAUUGACUGUCACUAGCUUGCUUUCUUUAGUCAUUCACAAGACAUGGGUGCUACUGGCUAGGCAGAAUUUAUUGCCCAGAGGGUAGUUCGGUCAAGCACACUGCUGUGGGUCUGGAGUCACACAGGCCCUUGACCAGGUAGGGAUGGCAAUUUCCUUUCCCUAAAGAACAUUAGUGAACCAGGUGGGUUCUUCCUGACAAUUGGGAAUAGAUUUGUGGUCAUCCUUUUAAACUCUUCAAGGUAUUUUUAAUGAAUUCUAAUGCCCCCAUAUGUUGUGGCAGGAUUCAAACCUGAGUCCCUGGGAACAUUACUUGCAUCUCUGCAUUAAAAGUCCAGUGGUAAUACCUCCCCUGGGCCUCUGCAUAUCGUGGUGGCCACUCUUCAGACUACUGCAACCCAUCUUGUGGGUUUUUCCAACACCACUUUAGAGGGCAUGGUUAAGUGUGGAGGAUUUUUUGAUAAACACCUGUUCCUUGUUUAUUUGCUUCACUUCUAGAAAGUAGUGGUUGAUGUGGGAGGUGCUGUCUGAGGAACCUUGAGCCAUGUGGGUGCACAGGCUGUACCUGGUGCUCUUUUAUGGUUAAAAGCAGAGAUGACUCCAGCUGUUUGUCUCAACCAGUUGACAGUUGAUCAUGAAGCAUAACUAUCUCCCGGAUGGGAGAAUAAAGUUCAACUGUCAAAUAUCCUGAUCUUCACCAUAUGAUCUCACUUUGCACUACCAUCCCUAACCCUAAUCAACUGUCAAACACUAACUUCCAGUUUUAGAAGUAAAAUAACCAAUCACUCCUGUGUAACUGGCUUCCUGAUUUUUACUUUUCUGUGCUUGCAUCCUUCCCCACCCUCUGCACUAUUCCUGUGCAGUCUGGUUCUUCAUCUUCUCUCCUCCUUCUAUCCUUCUCUGCCUGUUCUUGCUGUACUCUGUAAUAAAAAUUCUGUCCAUCAGCAUAGAAAAUGGCAGUCUGUAUUUUCCAUCACUCAUACUUUUCACCCUCUUUACUGCUUUUUUCACUAUUGUUCAUACAGCUCUUGCAAAUGUGUUCAUCUUAAACCUUUGUACAGUCCCUUGCCUAUUAAACACUUCUGUAAACAA